This is a messenger RNA of Anopheles funestus (African malaria mosquito), 5621 nucleotides long. It is a transcript of the gene Lim3, whose product is annotated as LIM/homeobox protein Lhx3. Lineage: Eukaryota; Metazoa; Arthropoda; Insecta; Diptera; Culicidae. The record is from RefSeq and is a predicted model, not a curated record. The coding region runs from base 2810 to 4444 and encodes 544 amino acids. The transcript is spliced from 7 exons. Gene Ontology annotation, cellular component: nucleus. Gene Ontology annotation, biological process: neuron differentiation; regulation of transcription by RNA polymerase II. Gene Ontology annotation, molecular function: DNA-binding transcription factor activity, RNA polymerase II-specific; RNA polymerase II transcription regulatory region sequence-specific DNA binding.
CACGCUCAGAAUAUAUGGUGAAAGGAUAAUGGAUGCUUCCGUAUUAUCAGCGACACUUUCAACAUCCAACAACAUGCGACACAAAACGAAGGCUCAUGCGUAACGUGUGGAAAAGCAUCCACACAUUAGCAUACCGCAUAUACACUCACAGCGCAUCUUUCGUUUCUUACGUGCGUGACGAUGGCAAUGGCGCACGUAGUUGUUCCGCAUUCCGGGAACCCGCUCACCUCAUCCCAAAAACCCAAUCAGGAUGUCACGUAAAACACCCACAGAGGACGCAGACAGAUAGCUCCUUUUUUGUGUUGGUGCGGAUGUCAUCCUACAGUGAGAGUGGUAUUGGUAUAUCGCCCAUGGCAACGGGGGUGGAGCUUUUGUAUCGUUUUGCAACAGUAUGGGUGUGUUGCUAUAAACACCACUACAUCCACACGUGGCUAGGAUAAUGGGAAAAAGGGGGGUAAAAAUGUCUCCCUCCUCACGCGAGCGUAUCCCUUCCAGUACAAAAAUGGGAAAUGGCAAAGAACUGAAACGAAACCUUGCAGUUGUGAAGCCAAGUGGUAGCGUGUACUGAUAACGACGGCCACCAUCACCAGCCAAGAUGAAGCACCAAAACAACGGCACCAGAAACAGAAAGAGGGAGAACUGAAAAACCCUCCAAAAAACGGAUACGAGAUGUUCCGAAAUGCGCAGCCGUGAAAAUUCGACAGCCAGUCCGACGGCGGCACCGUUUAGGGCAAAAACCUUCGCACGGAAAAAGAUGUGACGCACACAAAAUGACUGCACGCUAAUGUUCCGAGACAUUGUUCGUCUUCCUUUGACCGGGUGCAGAAUUGGCAAAACCAGGCUCGCGGCCAGCUCGCGGUAUCGUGCCAUACCGUGCCGUGUUUGUGAGGUUAGUUUUACCCGUCAUGGACGUACGUGCGCUACGUGGUUGUGUACGAGGUUGUAAGGGCAAAGCGAAACAAAUCUCCCAAGAAAGACGUUAACAUCACAGACCGAGGCGCGCGCACCCACACACACACACCCUUUCCGGUUUCCUGUUUGCCAAUUAAAAGCGCUUCCCAACCCCCUGGCUGCAUCGGAAACCCGCGUAAUGAAAAUGUUUUUUAAUUGAUAAACUUUUUCCUUACUUUAUGGACCAUUUCGUGGCACAAAGAAUGCCGACGGGAAUCGGUGCUCGGUUCGUUGCAACGGGGCUACGAUAUCUUCUUACCCGGCAGGACGGCAGGCUUUCGCUUUUCACCAGUUUUGUGUUGAGCGUUUGUUGUUGUGGUUAGAAAACGAUCCCCAACAGCGGGCCGGGAUUUUGUAGAGCGAAAUGGAACGUGUUAAACGUGGGUUUAUGGCCGGCCAUUUGCAUUUGUGGCCGGUGAAAGUGCUCUUGUACUAAGUACGUAAAUGAAGUGUUAGAAUUUGCAUACUAAUUGCAGGAAUCGUAGUCUAGGCCUUCUCCCCAUUUCGGAAGGCUACACGGAUAAUGGGUAUCUCUCCGAUGAGUACGACGAACAGUGUGAUAAGCUCGUUGGAACCUGCUUUUUUGGAAGGAAACAAAAAAAUAUUCAUUAGAAUGUACUACCCACAGCAGGCGACGACAAGGUGCAUACAAAUGAGGUAUCUUUCGCGGUAACUAUCACUACGUUGGAGCCACUAUUUAACGCAUAAUUAGUAGAGACCCCCUUCAGUGAGUAGGAACCGUAAGCACGAUAUAGCGCGUAAUGACAGCGUGUGUCCUCCAUGUGAUUAGAUUCACCACCUCGCACAAACUGGCUUUCCCGCAAAACAGUAGCCUGCUGCGAUAGCACACACGCCGGUGACAGUUGGAGCCGAAGUCGAACAAAUAAAAAAAUAGCCCCAAACAUACACAAAUUAGAACUACGGGGGUACUUCUAAAUCGCUCCAAUCAGCUCGUCGACGGGGGUCGUCUUGCGAGACGCGGCUACCCACCCAGUCUGGGGAGGAAGCCAGGAGUACGGAACGGAAGCAGGUCUCUAAAGUGAUAAGCAAGCGCUUCUUCAGUGAACAGCGUGGUAGCUGCUGUGCUGCGUUUCAGUAGCAUUCUUCGUAGACGGCUAUACGUCGCGUCGUCUGGUCUCUGUCGUGCAGGUUUCGGGACCAGUUACGUUCUACAAGUGCGUUCCGUGGUUCUACAACGGCGUGACAGGGCUUUUCCCUUUAGUUGGUAGUUGGGCAGCAGCCAAACCCAUUUCGUUACACGGGACAGUGAUAGUAAUAAAAAAAAACCUCCCCAUCUUUUCGUUGUGCCCCUUGCAUAGACUUCUUCACGCACUUUUAACAGACGAGCUUCGGACGUUACUUUCACCUGUGCUCUAAUAGUGACGUACCCCAUUAACCGUCGAUGACCGUUAUCGAAAAGUGGAUUGAUGACGUUUCGGAAGCGUGUUGUUACAGUGUUCCUUUCCAACACUUCUAUUGCAGCUAUACUUUGCAACGUGCACGCACCGUAUGUACACCGACGCAAUCUUCUUCCAGUGCAAUCUAGUCACCGAUGGUUUGCGGCUCGGUACGGAUCGGUCUGAGUGAAUAUUGUUCGUGUGGACCGAUCUUUCAGACAGUUUUGCCCGUGUGCAUUGUGUACUUUCUGUUUACGUGUGUUUUUAUUUCGAUUGGAGUUAUUGUUGUGUCUUUCAUUCCCAAAUAUUGUUUAUCUCUGUUGUGUGAAUUUUAUCAAAACCAAUGUGCAAAGUGAGUGCUCUAACUUCAAUCGAUUGUGUGUAUGCUGUAUUAUGUUAAAGUGUUCCCUCACUAGAGUGUUGUGAAAUAUCGCUUUAACGUUAAGCAAAAGAAAAUCCCAAUGUCCGUGUGCGUGUCCUCUGCCGGCGGGACACUCGGUGUCGAUGCAAUGUCACUCUCGCAGAUGGCAUUACCCUCGUCGAUGAUGUUGCCACUGGCACAUUCCUCAUCGUCCCUCGGUACACACUCAUCGUUGCUGAGUCAAUCGAUGGCCAACGGACAAACAAGCCUCGGUACGAUCGGCACCCUAGACAUUAGCUCUUCAGUGGGAGGAUCAUCCCGAGUACUGCAUCACAACAGUACCACCAGCAACGGUAGCAACGGCCAUGCCAAUCUCAACGGAAGUCUUACGGGUCUGCCAGCAGUGCACGGUGCGCACAGUUUGCUCGAUGGGCAAAGCUCCACCAUCGGCGCCGGCCUGUCCGGGGAUCUUGGGGAUCAUCAUCCAAAUCCCGAAAUGCUAUUGGCACUGAUAUCACGUAACAAGGCUCUCGAAGCAACUAUUCCAAAGUGUGGCGGUUGUCACGAACUCAUACUGGACCGGUUCAUCCUCAAGGUGUCCGACCGUACGUGGCACGCCAAAUGUCUCCAGUGCAGCGAGUGCCGCGUGCAGCUGAACGAAAAGUGUUUCGCCCGCAACGGUCAACUGUUUUGCAAGGACGAUUUCUUCAAGCGUUACGGGACGAAAUGUGCCGCGUGUGAUCUUGGUAUACCGCCGACGCAAGUGGUCCGACGGGCACAGGACAAUGUGUACCAUCUGCAGUGUUUCAUGUGUUCGAUGUGCUCGAGGCAGCUUAACACGGGCGACGAGUUCUACCUGAUGGAAGACUGUAAGCUGAUUUGUAAGCCCGAUUAUGAAGCAGCUAAGGCUAAAGGUCUUUACCUCUCCGAUGGUUCACUGGAUGGGGAGUCAUCGAACAAGCGACCGAGAACUACCAUCACUGCCAAGCAGUUGGAAACCUUGAAAAGCGCCUACAACAGCAGUCCCAAGCCGGCGCGACACGUCCGGGAACAGCUUUCUCAAGACACCGGUCUAGAUAUGCGUGUCGUGCAGGUGUGGUUUCAAAACAGACGAGCGAAAGAAAAAAGGUUGAAAAAGGAUGCUGGCCGUACUAGAUGGAGUCAGUACUUCCGCUCGAUGAAGGGAACUUCCUCGCCCAGCCGGCAUGAUAAGCUGCUCGAUAAGGAUGAGCUGAAGAUCGAUCUCGAUAGUUUCAGUCAUCAUGACCUCAGUAACGAUAGCUACAGUACGUCCAAUAUGGGCCUGGAGGACGGUGCUUCACCGCACAGUGCCCGAGGGUCUUACAUCCACGGCAACGGUAGUCCCCCGCCGUACCUUUCCAGCCACUCGCCUCCGCCCAUGGGAGCCGGCCACCCGUACGGUUCCUACCCGGACAAUAUCGUCUACACACCACUAGGUCAACCACUAAGCUCGAUGCACCCUGGUGCUCGCCGCCCUGGGCUACACGGUAGCGCAGUGUCGGACCUCAGCAACGAUUCUAGUCCCGCGCACGGCUAUCCUGACUUUCCGCCCAGUCCCGACUCCUGGCUCGGUGACUGUCCGCCACCGCAAACGCAGCUUCCAGCUACCGGGGCACCGGUGGCACCCUCCGUACAACCGCCACAGGCACCGCCACCGCUCGGGGUGCUCGGGCAGCAACCGCCCCAGAAUGGAACGUCCGCCCUGCACUACUGAUGCAGGCGCAAAGGAGUACCGGCGAAACAUUUGCCGCCGCGCAAUAGUUUGCACUAGUUACGAGCACCAUCAUCACCGACACGAGCUGUUCCGAUUCUUUUACACAUUAAGUUUGUGUCAUUCCCGUACUUCUGAAUGGGGUUACGUUUCAGCGGUAAUCGAAUGUGCCAUAAUGAGGGGUGAGGUGGUUCAUGUUUGGGUUACUUCAUUUCUUGAACACUUUCUUUGUAAAGCAACAUUCCCCUGCACCACCAAAAACAAUCAACCAUAGCGAGUACAUUGAAGUCUUAAAUGAGUGUAGAACUAGUCGUAAAGAAGUCGUAAGGAUGGAGACAGCGUAAGGUAGCAUAAGUACUAAAAACCAUAAAUCAUCCGGUGCUAGUCGUCUUGGACACCGAUAGUUAGAGAGCAUUACGAAAGCGUGCAAUUCCGGUGUGCCGGUAAGCAGCGAAGCUAGUGCGAAGAUAGUCCAAUCCCAUACGUAACAAAAAAAAAAAACAAUUUUCCGGUUCGGAAUUGGUAAAAAUCCGGCCAGUGUUAGGUCCACAAGUGUCCCCCAAUGUUCGUUCCUUGAAACUGUUUCGUUUCGGUAGCGCGGUACGAAACUCAUCUCCGAAUCGUUGUAGUGCGAAAUGUUUUGGAGACAAAAACAAAAUCAAAAAGAACCCCGAUCAAUCUUUGCUAACGUUAAGAGUGGCUCGGGAUCGAAGAUGCUAGAGUGUAUAGGUAAGAUCGGAUGUACAGCAGACAGCACUCCAAAGUUGACCAAUAUUUAGUGGCAAGAGCGGAAGGAAGGAAGGAACAAGUAGGAUAAGAACAGUUCACUUGCCAAAACAAGUCAAUCAUGCACGUUCAGCCCACAAACGAACGUUCCUCAUUCGGUGGCGAACGGUUGUCCUUCUGCAUUAUAUAGCUAUAUACAUUCAUACAAAGCAAACAUCUACAGCUACUAACCAAUUAUAUGGCACCGUAUCGUGCGGGAGACAUAAACACAAACACACACACACACUCCGGUAUCCGGUAUCCUAUUCAAAUGUGUACAUAUUUAUUUAAUUUAUUGCUACAAACAAAACAAAGGCAAGGAUCGAUCGUGAACAAAAUACAACAACGCGCACGCGCCAAACCGAAGCUACCCGGAUAAACGGGAGCACCGGAAGCCGUGCGAUUUACACGUUUC